AAUAGCAAAGAGGGAGAGAACAGGAGCAGGAGAAAGAGGCAGGGGUGAGAGUUAAAAACACGUGCGGGGGCAAAGGGGAGAACGAUCAUGGAGCUGCUCCUGUGGCUCUGGUCCCAGCUUCGAUCCUGCGGGAACAACCUCCCAACACUGGGCAUAGCCCUCACAGUCUUCGCUCUGCUAUUUGAUUUCCUGAAGCGCAGGAAGAGCUGGAGUCGCUACCCACCAGGGCCGACCUCGCUGCCUUUCAUUGGGACCAUGCUGCAGAUCGAUUUCCACAACCCGCACCGCUCCUUUACCCAGCUGAGUAAAAAAUAUGGAAAUGUCUUUAGUCUUCAGAACUGCUGGAGUAAUCUGAUAGUAUUGAAUGGAUUCAAAGCAGUAAAGGAAGCAUUGGUCCAGAAAUCAGAGGACUUUGCUGACCGACCAUACUUUCCUAUAUAUGAGCACUUGGGUUAUGGAGAGAACUCCGAAGGGGUGCUGCUUGCUAGAUAUGGUCAUGCCUGGAAGGAGCAAAGGAGAUUUGCUCUCUCCACCUUGAGGAACUUUGGGAUGGGAAAGAAAUCCCUGGAGCAGCGUGUGACCGAGGAAGCUGGAUUUCUAUGCUCUGCGAUCUGUUCUGAACAAGGUCGUCCUUUUGAUCCACAUUUUCUUAUAAACAAUGCAGUUAGCAAUGUGAUCUGCUCCCUCGUCUAUAGUGAGCGCUUUGACUAUGACAAUAAGAAAUUUCAGAGGUUGCUGCAUUUGGUUGAACAGGCCUUGAAGGAAGAAGGUGGAUUCCUGCCCCAGCUCCUUCUUGUAGUACCUUGGCUGCUGCGCAUCCCUGGAGUGCCACAGAGCGUCUUCCGAGCCCAAAAGGAGGUCCUGGACUUCACAGAUGAGCUUGUGAAGGAGCACAGGAUGACCUGGAAUCCUACCCAAAAGAGAGACUUCACUGAUGCUUUUCUACAAGAGAUAGAGACGGCUAAAGAGCAUGCGGGGACCAGUUUCAGUGACAACAACCUUCGUUUGGUAACAGUUGACUUGUUUACCGCUGGCACUGAGACCACCUCCACCACCCUGCGCUGGGCAUUGCUGUACAUGCUUCUCCAUCCUGACAUCCAGUGUAAAGUCCAUGAGGAAAUUGAUAAGGUGAUUGGCAGGGACAGGUCACCCAAGAUGGAGGACCAAGCGAACAUGCCUUAUACCAAUGCUGUGAUCCAUGAAACUCAACGUUAUGGGGAUAUUGUUCCUGCUGGAUUGCCUCACAUGACAUACCGGGACACCGAGCUCCAAGGCUACUUCAUUCCAAAGGGGACGACAGUCAUCACUAACUUGUCCUCGGUGCUGAAGGAUGAAACGGUUUGGGAGAAGCCGCACCAGUUCUACCCGGAGCACUUCCUGGAUGCAGAUGGACAGUUUGUGAAGCGAGAGGCCUUCCUGCCUUUCUCUGCAGGUCGUCGUGUUUGCCUGGGGGAACAACUAGCCAGGAUGGAGCUCUUCCUCUUCUUCACUAGCCUGCUGCAGCAUUUCACCUUCCAUCUCCCUGAGGGCCAGGCCAGGCCUCGAGAGGAUGGACACUUUGCCACGACACUCACCCCACACCCCUAUCAGAUCCUGGCUGUCCCAAGAUAAGUGCAGUGUUUUGCAAAGUUCUCCUCAUAUAUUUUAGGAAGGCUGUAGUGCUUAACUGAAAGAUGCUCCUACUCCGGUGGGAGAGUUUCUCCUGUCAAUAUAGUUAAUCCACCUCCCUGAGAGGCGAUAGCUGUGUUGGCAGGAGAAGCUCUGACGACAUAGCGCUGUCUACACAGGCGUUAGGUCGGUAUAACUAUGUCGCUCAGGGGUGUGGAUUUUUCACACUCCUGAGCGACAUAGUUAUACCUGUAUAGGCCUGUAGUUUAGGCCUGGCCUUAGCAUUGUGUCUGCUUCAUUCUUUAACAGAGUCUCCUUGAGAUCCUCUGAAGUUAUGCUAUCAGCACUAUUGGCCGUUUACCCGUCAGCAUUGUGUAGAUCCCUGUUGCGUGUUGGUACAAAUAGCAAAUGUGUAACGGAAUGCUCAAGAUAGCGUGAUUACAUGUGGGUAGCAAGAGCCUGGCAGACUUGUCACUGCAACACAUAAUAUGAGCUUAUUGCAGCUGUUUAAAUGGGAAAGUCGGUGC
Molecule: messenger RNA, 2135 nt
Organism: Malaclemys terrapin pileata
Lineage: Eukaryota; Metazoa; Chordata; Testudines; Emydidae
Product: cytochrome P450 2D14-like
Exons: 9
Coding region: 88-1611 (507 amino acids)
Biological process (GO): arachidonate metabolic process; xenobiotic metabolic process
Cellular component (GO): cytoplasm; intracellular membrane-bounded organelle
Molecular function (GO): heme binding; iron ion binding; oxidoreductase activity, acting on paired donors, with incorporation or reduction of molecular oxygen, reduced flavin or flavoprotein as one donor, and incorporation of one atom of oxygen
Source: RefSeq, a predicted model, not a curated record